This is a messenger RNA of Apis laboriosa (Himalayan honeybee), 902 nucleotides long. Its product is annotated as rab-like protein 3. The coding region runs from base 121 to 816 and encodes 231 amino acids. Gene Ontology annotation, molecular function: GTPase activity; GTP binding. The record is from RefSeq and is a predicted model, not a curated record. Gene Ontology annotation, biological process: intracellular protein transport. The transcript has 5 exons. Gene Ontology annotation, cellular component: endomembrane system. NCBI's taxonomy places the organism in Eukaryota, Metazoa, Arthropoda, Insecta, Hymenoptera, Apidae.
UAAGUAUAAUUGCUUUUAGGUUAUGUAUUCAUAAUAUAAAAUUAUCAAAUGACAGCUUGUCAAACAGCAAUAUAAAAAUAAAAAGAUAUACAUUUUCAUAUGAUUUAAUGAAAAUUAUUAAUGGCUGCAAUUGAUAAAGUUAAGAUUAUUGUCCUUGGCGAUUCUGGUGUGGGAAAAACAUCAUUAACACAUUUAAUAUGUCAACAACAACCUAUUAGUAAUCCUUCAUGGACUAUAGGUUGCUCAGUAGAAGUUAAAUUACAUGAAUAUAAAGAAGGAACUCCUAAUCAACGAAGAUAUUUUAUUGAAUUAUGGGAUAUUGGAGGAAGUCAAAAUCAUAAAAAUACAAGAUCUGUAUUUUAUAAUCCUACAAAUGGUAUCAUAUUAGUUCAUGAUUUAACAAACAGAAAAUCACAGCAAAAUCUUCAAAAAUGGCUUGAAGAAGUUUUGAGUAAAGAUAGCAAUUAUAUGAAAUCAAAAUCAUUUGAUGAUUUUGAUCCUGAAAAAUUUGUAGGAUCUACACAAAUACCAAUUUUAGUUAUUGGUACAAAAUUAGAUCUAGUUGCUGAAGUUAGAACAAAUGUACAAAGACGUUCUUCAACUAUUGCAGAAGAAUGUGGUGCUGAUGAAAUAUUUUUGGAUUGUCAUCAAGUGAGAUCACUUGCUGCUGGUUCUAGCUCCUCUGUUAAAUUAAGUAGGUUUUUUGAUAAAGUUAUUGAAAGACGUUAUUAUUCUCCAAAGGAAGGAAUCAGUCCUGAUAAACGAAGACUGCCAAUAUAUAUCCCAUACAGUUCAAAAAUUUAUCAUAAUGAUUAAAAACUCAGAAAAUUUUUUUAUUUUAGCAUUAAUAGAAUUUUUAUUCCUAAAUUUUAACAUUACAUUCCUAAUUUUUAUGAAAUACA